Molecule: messenger RNA, 3966 nt
Organism: Myiozetetes cayanensis
Lineage: Eukaryota; Metazoa; Chordata; Aves; Passeriformes; Tyrannidae
Gene: MKRN2
Product: makorin ring finger protein 2
Exons: 8
Coding region: 19-1224 (401 amino acids)
Biological process (GO): protein polyubiquitination
Molecular function (GO): ubiquitin protein ligase activity; metal ion binding
Source: RefSeq, a predicted model, not a curated record
GGGCACAGCGGCGGCACCAUGAGCACCAAGCAGGUGACGUGCAGGUACUUCCUGCAGGGAGUGUGUCGGGAGGGGAGCAAGUGCCUGUUCUCGCACGACCUGUCCACCAGCAAGUCCUCCACCGUCUGCAAGUACUACCAGCGGGGGCAGUGCGCCUACGGCUCCCGCUGCAGGUACGACCACGUGAAGCUCCCGGCCCCGGGCGGGGCCGCGGCCCCCGCUCCCCCCGCCGCCCCCCCGAGCCCGCGGCAGCCCCCGGAGCGCGGCCCCCGCAGCAGGAGGGAGAAGAGGACGCUGGUGCUCAGGGACAGGAAUCUGUGUGGCUCAGGAGAGGAGAAGCCGCCACCGGGCGCCCCCGGGGACGGGGGGAGCUGCAGCGAUGCCGUGGAGAGCCUGGAGGGGAAGCCCCACUCGUACCUGGAGGCCAUCUGCAGCGGGCUGGAGGAGCCCCCGGCGCCCGGCGGGGCCGGGGAGCAGCUGUGCCCCUACUCGGCCCGCGGGCCCUGCCCCGCCGGGGAGCGCUGCCCGUACCUGCACGGGGACCUGUGCGACAUCUGCGGCCUCGCCCUGCUGCACCCGCACGACCCCGAGCAGAGGAGGGCACACGAGAUGAUGUGCAUGGCCACGUUUGAGCACGACAUGGAGAAGGCCUUUGCCUUCCAGGCCAGCCAGGACAAGGUGUGUUCCAUCUGCAUGGAGGUGGUGUACGAGAAACCAUCGGCCUCGGAGAGGAGGUUUGGGAUCCUGUCCAACUGCACCCACACCUACUGCCUGUCCUGCAUCCGGCAGUGGAGAUGUGCCAAGCAGUUUGAGAACCCCAUCAUCAAGUCAUGCCCCGAGUGCCGAGUGAUCUCGGAGUUCGUCAUCCCCAGUGUGUACUGGGUGGAGGAGCAGGAGAAGAAGAAUGAGCUGAUUGAAGCCUUUAAGCAGGGAGUGGGGAAAAAGCCCUGCAAGUACUUUGAGCAGGGGAAGGGGACGUGCCCGUUUGGCGGGAAGUGCCUGUACCUGCACGCGUACCCCGACGGCACCCGCGCCGAGCCCGAGAAACCCCGCAAGCAGCUGAGCUCCGAGGGCACCGUGCGGUUCUUCAACUCGGUGCGGCUGUGGGACUUCAUCGAGGACAGGGAGAGCCGGGCGGCGCCGGGCACCGACCAGGUCACCGAGCUGGGGGAGCUGUUCAUGCACCUCUCGGGGGCUGAGGAGGACCCUGCUGCUGCCCCGUGAGCACAGCACAGCCCCCACCCACAGCACUGCAGCUAUUUAUGAGCCUGGCUUUUACUCUCUGCAGCACAGGUAGAACAAACAUGCCCUGUGGUUUACUGUGCAGUCCCGGUGAAGUUUUCAGAUAGUUUUUGUAUGGCAACAAAAAUACUAAAAUAUAUUUAAAAAAAUAAAUUGACUGCAUGGAGAAAAAAAAAAUCCCUUAAUCCCAAGAGGGUUUUUUCCCUCUCUGGCCUAACAUAAGCUGUCUUGUGAGCUGAGUGGUAGUGUAAAUACAGUGCCAGGUAAAGCUUAAGCUGGUAAAAACUGUUGCUGAAUAGAGUUUGGGUGCUUUUUUUUUUUGUUUCCUCCACUAAAUCAACUAAAUUUAUAACUACAAAACCCACUAGGAAUAAUAGUUAGUGUAUAUUUUUCUCCUUAAAAAGGAGACCUGAGAUUUAAGAAGUUACACAUUAUACCUCAGACAGUACCUGGAGUUCAGCAUAAAGUUUGCUGCACUCUUGGGUGGGUGUCUUGGGAGUGGGGCUGGACAAGGCCUGGCUCUCCAGACAGUGCCAGUUGGGUUCCCACCCUUGUUUCACACCAACUGAAGUGCAGGGGGGAUGAAGUGGCUCUUGGAGCAGCUGCUGUCAAGCAAAUGCAGCUGCACUGAUUCAGAGACUCGGGCAGAGCAACACUGGUGUCACAGGGCAGAGCUCAAUCGAGCUUCCAGCACAAACUGGCGCCUGGAAGCCGCAGCGUGGGAAAGGCAUUGUCAGUAAUCAGAGCCACGGCCCUGCCCCAGGCUGGGAGUGGCUCUGCAGCUGCUCUGUCUCCAUCUGCCAUGGCCAGGCCAAGGCCAGCGGUGUUGGAGGCCCGGGAGGGGUGGGGGAUCCAGGCACAUCUCUGCUGAGUGAACAGUUUACUGAAUUCUGGGUUUGUUAAAAAUGGCAUUCAUGUUUGUGCUGCAAAGAGAGUCUGAUUGUGAAAUUUGAUACGCAGUUAAUUCUGCUCAAUCAUUUGCAUGAACUUUGCAGUUAAAUUAAGAAUUUUAUCUGGACACAGGUGAAGUGGCUGCUGAGUCACAGCAUGAACACACCUGAGCUAUUACUGCCCCUGAAGGGGAGGGAAGCUCAGGUUCUGUAAAUACAUCCCUUGGGAUUAGAGUGAAAGCACAAUGAAUGAACAGUGUGUAAAUAUAUAUAUGUGUGUGUGUGUGUGCACAUAUAUGUAUGUAGGGUUUAUUUUAGAACAAUUUGGUUAAAGUGAAAGCAGGGAUGGAGUCAGUUUGGUUAUUAUCUGUAUUAAUACAGCAACCUAAAGGCAUAAAAAUAACACUUCAGAAAGUGUAAAAGGGAAAGAAAGAAAGAGAAAGGAAGCAGCUGAGUGGAGACAUCUCACCCCCCCCCAGAUCCAGUGAUGGUCACAGUCCUGAUCCAUCGGGGAGGGGAAAGAGCCACAGAACACCAAGGUCCGUGGUUAAUGUUCCUUCAGGGUCAGGGGGGAAGCCCAGGUUGCAGCACUGGGAUCACCUGCAGUGCUCCGGGGCAAGGCCCCACCUGGGGGCUCUCUGAUGGUUUCUGACCCCUUCUAAGACACGACCCUGGCUCACAUCAGGGGCUGAGCCAGCUGUGCCAUCAGGAGGGAUGGAAACCCUCAGCCACAUUCAGAGCAGGUGAAUGUCCCUCUGAAUGUGGCCUUUUUUACUCCUCAGCAGGGACAUUGGCAGGAUGAAAAGCACUGUCCCACCUGCAGGAUCUGCUGCUUGUGGCCUCCUCCCUUCCCUGGCUCCAUGCCCAGAGCCCCCCAGGGGGUUCUCACCCCGUCACCCCCCCAGCUCUGCUGUGCCCCUGCCAGGGCUGCUCCUUAUCCUGGACCAUUCCAGCCUGUCCCCCACAGGGGGGCUGCAGCCCCUGAAGGGCUCCUUGCCCCCAGCCCCGAGGCUGCCCGGGCUGCACUGGCCAGGGCACAGAAAUCUCUGCUCUGUGGGGCAGAACCUGCUGCCAGCUGGGCAGACUGGGCUCUGCUCUGGUGGGAGAACUGGGAGCAGGAACCUUCACCUGGGAUUCAAACCCCUGCAAAUGGCACCCAGUCAGUGACCCCAGCACUAUCCCCUGCUGGCUGGUGUUUCUGGGGCAGAAGUGGAGCUGAGAAACCCCUGGCUGGCAGCUCAGCACCUGUGUAAGGGAGAACUCUGUGCCCAGCACUUCCCUCAGACAGAACAUGCCAGGUUUGCUCUCUGCUCUGAGCUGGGAAAGGGAACUUUCCCAGAAAUAUUUCCCCCUGGAGUUCAUCUCUAGCAGUGCUGGCUGCAGUCAGGUCUUGCCUGGUGUCUGUAACAAACACUAAAUCUCAGCUGCUUUACAAAACUGGCCCCUGGAGGCACCAGCAAAGGUCUCACCCAAGUCCUGUUGGUACAACUGGUCCUCAGUAAUCACAAAGAUGAAGGAAAAUCAUCACUAACAGUGAUGUCAAACACUGAGAUGGAUGUUCAAGAGCACCUCCCAAACAUACUUUCUACCUCAAAAUACACAGCCCCUACCCUCCCACUGAAAAGAGUCACAGAAUCUAUUUUAAAAAUCAGGACUUAAUGGUUUCUUUGGGGAAAUCAGAGCUAAAGGAAAAGCAGCUUAAGCAUUUCUGGUGGGUUUUUUCUUCUCCCUCUUUAUGCUGAUGAUAAUGAAGUUAAAAUUACCGAUAAAUUACAUUAGAGAGAGUUGCAGUUAAAAUACCAAGGGUAUUAAUAAAACCCAUGCAGAACCUCAA